GCGUUAAUGCAGUAGGUUUAAGGCGGAGCGACACAAGUUCGUCACUUCACUCCGCCCAGUUAUUGCAGAGGCAGUGAGAGCACAGAAAAAGUUAUUGCACUCAAACGAUGGAACGAGAGCGGAACGGGCUCAGCUUAACAACGUGAAUAUUUCGAAUCGAUACAGAAGCCUCGCGUGCUAUGCGCUCUUGUUACAAACCGGAGUAUACGUAUAUGGGAUUCUGAAAUGCCUAUUGUCUAAAAAUUUCUCUGGAUUAUAAAAAAUAUACCGAGGCAUAUUACGGGAAAUAACGGUUCAACUCGACUGACUGGCUGAAGAUUUUAAUGUGUGCUACCGGUGGUAUAGACUAAUUGUUUUCAAUUCUGACUUUCACAGCAUGUUGCCGUCAAUUUGUUACAAAUCUGAAGUAUAUUGUGUGAAAUAAAUCGACUGUUUGGAACUGUAACAACACAUUUUUAUUCUCAUUUGUAAUUCGGACAGUUUCCAGGGGAAACAACACGUUUUGCGGCAGCAUGAGGCUGCCGAGACGUCCAAGUUUGACCAAAUGAGAUAUUACCUUAAUAACACAGUCCUCUCCAACCUGAAACGUACAUAUGCUACAUUGGUUUUAUCAGUCUGUCUGACAGCGGAGAAUUGUAUUUGUUUUGGACACCGACUAAUUAUUCUGGAGUUGUAACGGACUUUGCUUUACCCCCUCAUUAUAUUUUCCUCAUGGGAUGACAUAUUUAGCAUUUUUAUUUUCUCAUAUAAACGUUCCUAAUAUGACCAUGGAGCUUUUCCAUUUAAGGAUUGCCAUUUUAUUAUGGUGCCAGCUUGUUGUUGCUGCAUCCAGCUUGGAGAUAGGAGCCUAUGAUAUUGAGAGGGGAAGACCUGCCAAAUGUGAACCCAUCACUAUCCCCAUGUGCCAGGGCAUUGGCUACAAUUUGACAAGAAUGCCCAACUUCAUGAAAUAUGAAAGCCAAGCAGAGGCCAGUAUCAAACUGAAUGAGUUUGCCCCUCUAGUAGAGUAUGGCUGUGACGUGCACCUGCGCUUUUUCCUAUGCUCUCUCUACGUCCCAAUGUGCACGGACAAAGUGUCCACCACCAUCCCUGCCUGCCGACCAAUGUGUGAACAGGCCAGGCAAAAGUGCUCUCCCAUUAUGGAGAAGUUCAACUACGGCUGGCCUGACUCACUGGACUGCUCCAAACUGCCCACUAAAAACGACCCCAACUCUCUGUGCAUGGAGGCGCCCGAGAAUGACACAAAACAGGAGACCAAGAAGGGAGAGGGCAUGCUCCCAGUGCCCCCCAGACCAAGACCGCCUGGCUCUGGCACCACCGGGCGCUCGGGCACCAAGCUUGGCUCCUGCGAGAACCCAGAGAAAUUCCAGUAUGUGGAGAAGAGUCAGUCAUGUGCCCCGCGCUGCUCCUUGGCAGUGGAUGUCUUCUGGUCACGGCAGGACAAGGAAUUUGCCUUCAUCUGGAUGGCGGUGUGGUCCACACUCUGUUUUGUCUCCACUGCCUUCACGGUCCUCACCUUCUUGCUUGACCCGCAGAGAUUCCAGUACCCAGAGCGACCCAUCAUCUUCCUCUCCAUGUGCUACAAUGUCUACUCUGUGGCCUUCGUCAUCCGUUCAGUGGCUGGGGCUGAGAACAUUGCCUGUGAUCGGGAGAAUGGUGAGCUCUACAUCAUCCAGGAGGGGCUGGAGUCCACAGGCUGCACCAUCGUCUUCCUCAUCCUGUACUACUUUGGCAUGGCCUCAUCCAUCUGGUGGGUCAUCCUCACCCUAACCUGGUUCCUGGCCGCUGGUAAGAAGUGGGGCCAUGAGGCCAUCGAGGCCCACAGCAGCUACUUCCACAUGGCCGCCUGGGGCAUUCCGGCAAUGAAGACCAUCAUCAUCCUCACUAUGAGGAAGGUGGCCGGAGACGAGCUGACAGGUCUGUGCUACGUGGGCAGCAUGGAUGUCAAUGCACUGACCGGCUUCGUGCUCAUCCCCCUCUCCUGCUACCUGGUCAUCGGCACCUCCUUCAUCCUCACAGGCUUUGUGGCGCUCUUCCACAUCCGCAGGAUAAUGAAGACGGGCGGUACCAACACGGAGAAAUUGGAGAAGCUCAUGGUGAAGAUCGGUGUGUUCUCCAUCCUCUACACGGUGCCCGCCACCUGUGUCAUUAUAUGCUACUUCUACGAGAGGCUCAACAUGGACUACUGGAAGUUCCGGGCGCUGGAGAACAAGUGCGCGUCCUUCCCCGGGCGGCGGAAUGAGGACUGCUCGCUGCGGGAGUCGGUGCCCACCGUUGCCGUGUUCAUGCUGAAGACCUUCAUGUCUCUGGUGGUGGGCAUCACCAGUGGCGUGUGGGUGUGGAGCUCCAAGACCCUGCAGACCUGGCAGGGCCUGUGCCACAGGAAGCUGGCGGAGCGAACUGUUAGGAAGCCCUGUGGCACGGUCAGCUGCGGCAGCUCCCACUGCCACUACAAGGCCCCGGGUGUAGCGCUCCACAUGUCCAAAACAGAUACUUACCCAGAGAGCCCCACACACGUCUGACACGCCAAGUCACUCCUUACCGGCUCUUGUGUUGACAGUGCCAAAGGGAAAGGAUGCCAUUUUGUUAUGUGAUCUUUUGAAAAAGCUCAGGUUGGACUACUUCUGAGGUUUGUUGAGUAGCAAUACCUGAAAGUGACAGUAUUUGUGCUGUCAUUUGAGGACAGGUUAUCCACGCUACUUGCUGUUAGAUCACACAUAGUUUGGCGCACAAGAUUAUUAAGACAUGCUUCUAAAUGUAUUUUUUGGGUAAAGUUAGUUGUUUCUUGUCAACUAAAUGAACAUGAAUGCCAAAGAGACGUUGCAUGGAUAUAUCAACAUUUGGUUUAUGUUCAACUCCUUGAAAGUUUAUUUAUUGUGUUAUAUAUUUAAUUGCUGGUUCAUAUGUGUUUCAUAAAUGUUUCCAUAUUGUAUGUAAGCACAUGUACUAAAGAUUUGUGAAUUAUGAUUAUAGGGCUUGAUUACAUGUAUAAGUGCCUUUUGAAAAUUAUUUUUCUGAAAAAGUGUUGUUAAUUAAAGCUAUUUAUAUAUUUUCACUUAUGACUUUACUCUCUCUAUGACAUUACAACACGUAAAGUUGUUAGGGUGAAAAUC
Esox lucius (northern pike) is the source of this 3113-nucleotide messenger RNA. Its product is annotated as frizzled-9. Gene Ontology annotation, molecular function: Wnt receptor activity; Wnt-protein binding. The coding region runs from base 717 to 2522 and encodes 601 amino acids. Gene Ontology annotation, cellular component: plasma membrane. NCBI's taxonomy places the organism in Eukaryota, Metazoa, Chordata, Actinopteri, Esociformes, Esocidae. The transcript has a single exon. The record is from RefSeq and is a predicted model, not a curated record. Gene Ontology annotation, biological process: canonical Wnt signaling pathway; non-canonical Wnt signaling pathway.